ACUAUUUCAGGCUAAUAACAUCUGACAAGGUAAAAGUCUAAGAUCGAGGUCCUACAGUUUUGCUAAUUUGAACAAAACUUCUGACCUUAACAGGGAUUUGGUCGAUGCGUUCGACAUAUUUAUCCAUUUUCUAAUUUACCCAGAACUCUCAUAAGCAGCACUUCAUUGGUUAUUUGGAACACAAGUAUCAGCUACUCUGAAAUCUGAAUUGGAAGGUUCUUGAGCUCGGCUUCUCACAGAUUCACAGUCACAAAAUCCUCUGCUAGCUAGCUGCUCCUCCACAAACAAGUGAUUUCGACGAGGUUAAGCUCGACUUUGAGGAUACAUAUCAAGUGAAUUUAAAGACAAGGGAAAGGAAAUGGCAGUCCCAAACCACAAUCCUCCUCAAGGGAUGGAGGGGUAUGAUUUUGGCGCUCUCAGCCCGGAACAGCAAGAGAAGUUGAAUAACUUCAAGAUGCAGACGCGUGUUGCUAACGAGAAAUACCUCCGAGACCAUCCAGAAGUGGAUAUUCUUUUAGCAGAAUUUUUAAGAGAUGUAUUGAGUAGGAGACCAGAAAAUAUCCAAGAUUUUGCUGCAGAUUGGUUUACAAAGCCCCAACUUGCAGAAAACAUUGAUCAUCAACUAGAACAGAGAGAUGCCUCCCUUCGAGAUCAACGUUUCCAGAGAAAGUUGUAAAUCCUGUUGUGUAUUUAUUGAUUUCAGUUUCUUUUAGUCCCACAGAUUAACUUUUUUAUAUCGCUACUUCAUUCACAGCACAGUAUUCUUGUAUUGUACUUAUUGAUUGAACAUUUUUGCAAAUAUUUCCAGAAAAUUAAAUUUAAUGACAGCAAAUGAGCUGUUUCUUGGCAUUAUGCAUUCAUUGACAAUGAAAAGUGAUAAGUUUCAGAGAAUUUCUGCAAAUAUAUGAAUAAUUCAAAAUGUGUUUGCAGUCUUGAGCUCACUUAAGAUUUGGAAGACCAUAACAGAUUAGACUUAAAUCAUAGAAAGAGGCUGAGCAGUUAGUGAUUCCAAUCUUAUUCUGAUUUUUUGUGUGGAAAUACGCUUCUUUAAUAUGCAUGGUAAUUUGAAGGCAAAUGUACAUAAAUACAAGAAUAGACACUUAGAAACGAUUGCUUGUACUAAUGUACAUUAAAUCAUUCCAUUGUUAUACUGGGCAACCAUAUCUUUAUAGUUCACUGUCAUACAUGUAUUUAAUUAUUGUUAGUCCCUUCUGCUAUGAAUUUGAUGUUUGUCAUAGUGUCAUUUGUAUUGUAUCUCUCUCUAUCUUGUCUAUUUCUUUCAUCUUUUUCCUGUAUCUUUUAAUAGUAGAUGACAGGAGUUUACUGUAGCUGCUUAGUUAAAGUACUCCAGAAAUGAAUACUUAGAAUCCCAUUUUAUAACUUCUCUCACUCCUUUGUGAAAUCAUUACCAUCACUGAAACGUAGAUCAUUUCAUCAGGGUUUUUUCUUUUCUUUGCAAGUGAAUUGCUGAAUGUACUCCACUCAGUCGUGCCUUACAUUGAAUUCUAUUUGAAUAGAUUUUCUACUGCAUGUAUGUGACUUUAUAGAAAGUUGAUAAUUUCACUAUAAUUUGUUAUUCUACUUUCUUUCCUCUGUGCUUGCCUGUUAUGUUCAGAUAUUUUGGUUGUUGAUUAUUGUAGAUAUAUGACUUUAGAUAUGCUGUGAAUAGUUGUUGUCAUUUGUUCAUUCUGUUUGAAUUUAUGUUUUAUUUCAGUAUUGACAAAAGUUUUGGUGUUAUGUAAAUAUUAUCUUUACCUAAUUUUCAGAAUAUAUGUGUUUAUUUAACAGUGGAAUAAUUUUUCUAUAAUCCACUGACAUUUCUGUAUAAAACCUGUUAGAUAAUCCAACACAUUUCCUAGCUGGAUUUUCUAGGAAUAGUUUUGUUAAAGUUUUGUUACCA
Molecule: messenger RNA, 1900 nt
Organism: Strongylocentrotus purpuratus (purple sea urchin)
Lineage: Eukaryota; Metazoa; Echinodermata; Echinoidea; Camarodonta; Strongylocentrotidae
Gene: riiad1
Product: RIIa domain-containing protein 1
Exons: 3
Coding region: 359-676 (105 amino acids)
Source: RefSeq, a predicted model, not a curated record